Messenger RNA from Nicotiana tabacum (common tobacco), 1578 nucleotides. NCBI's taxonomy places the organism in Eukaryota, Viridiplantae, Streptophyta, Magnoliopsida, Solanales, Solanaceae. The record is from RefSeq and is a predicted model, not a curated record.
AUGGGAUCAGUUCAAAGGCUCAUUCGUGGCCUUUCUUCAUCGAGAGAGUGUGCAAGGCAGGGAUUUGCAUUAGGCCUGGCAAUAUUGGUUAGUGCAUUUCCAUGCAUAAAAUUGGAUGCACUGUCGAAGUUAACUGUCGACUUGUUGGAGGAUCAGGACAAAGAUUGCCUAUUCGGAUGCUUGUUUACUUAUGGGGCGUCUUGGAAUAAUAUGAUAUCUGGGUAUGUUAGGAUGGGUCUUUACUUGUAUGCUGUAAUUCUUUUUGUUGAAAUGUGGGGUUUUGGAAUUCAACCAAAUGGGUAUUUUGUGGCUAGCUUGUUGACUGCAUUCAGUAGAUUGGAAAAUAUGGUUUUGGAAGGAUUUCAAAUUCAUGGAUUGGUUAUGAAAUAUGGUUUGUUGAAUGAUGUUUUUGUGGAAACUUCUUUUCUCCAUUUUUAUGGUGUAUAUGGACUACCUUGUAGUGCUAAAGCACUGUUUGAGGAAAUGCCUGAAGGGAAUGUUGUAACUUGGACUUCCUUGAUGGUUGCAUAUUCAGAUAAUGGUUACCCAGAGGUGGUAAUAGAUCUGUACCGAAGAAUGGGACAUGAUGAGGUGUCUGGUAAUGAAAACACAUGUACUGCUGUUAUUAGUUCUUGCAUAGCUCUUGAUGAUGAUUUUUUGGGUCAUCAAAUGCUAGGUCAGGUUGUAAAGUCUGGAUUCCAAGACCAUGUUUCUGUAUCAAAUUCUCUUAUUUCGAUGUUUGGUAGUUUUGGUUGCAUUGAAGAUGCCUCUUAUAUCUUUGAGGCCAUGAUUGACCGUGACACUAUAUCAUGGAAUUCGAUUAUUUCAGCACUAGCGUAUAACCAAUUGUACAAGAAAGCGUUCAACUCCUUUUCUGAAAUGCGUCAUGUUCAUGAUGAUGUCAAUUCAACUACACUUUCUGCAUUGUUGUCUAUAUGUGGAACUAUUGAUUGUCUAAACUUAGGCAGAGGUGUUCAUAGUUUGUCGUUGAAAUCAGGAUGGGAUUCUAAUAUUUGUGUGUGUAAUACUCUUCUCUCCAUGUAUUUGGAGGCUUCGAGGCCCAAAGAUGCUGAAAGUUUGUUCUUUGCCAUGGCAGCAAAGGAUGUGAUUUCGUGGAACUCCAUGAUGGCUGGUUAUGUUUUAACAGGUAAGUACUUCAAAGCUUUGGAAGUGUUCGCUGAACUGCUUCACUUGCAAAGAACAGUUAACUAUGUGACUUUCGCUAGUGCUUUGGCUGCGUGUUCAGAUGGUCAAUUGCUUGAUGAAGGAAAAACUGUUCAUGCUCUUGUAAUUGUUCAUGGGUUCCAUAACAAUUUAAUAGUUGGCAAUGCAUUAGUCACCAUGAAUGGAAAGUAUAAUAAGGACACACUUGAGGCAGUGAGAAAUUUUAAGUCAAUGAGAGAGGAAGAGAAUCCUCCAAAUUACAUUACUUUGAUUAAUGUUCUUGGUUCUUGCUCAACUGAAACUGAUCUGCUGAACUAUGGCAAGCCGUUGCAUGGACAUAUAAUUCUGACUGGUUUUGAGACAAAUGAAUGCGUCAGGAACUCUCUCAUCACUAUGUAUGCGGACUGCUGUUGA